Messenger RNA from Aspergillus ibericus CBS 121593, 1317 nucleotides. RefSeq lists its product as uncharacterized. The annotation marks the transcript as partial. The transcript is spliced from 6 exons. The record is from RefSeq and is a predicted model, not a curated record. Lineage: Eukaryota; Fungi; Ascomycota; Eurotiomycetes; Eurotiales; Aspergillaceae.
CAUGAAACUUCUUGGCCUCCGCGCCACGGUUGCGGUGGCCGUGGGAGGUUUCACGGUCGUUGCGGCUCAGGAGUGCUAUGCCAAUACCACGUAUGGGGAUUUUGACGUGGACGUGAAGAAUUUUUUCAGUCAAGAGGAGCUGGACACGUAUACGACAAACUGCACCACGUUACAUGGGGACAUUGGCUUUGGGAAGAAUUUCACCGGUGCAGCCAUCGUUCACAACCUGAUCAACAUCACCGGCGUCGUCACCGUGGGGUCGAAUUUAACCUCGAUCGAGUUUCCCGAUCUCUUAUCGCUCGGCUCCAUGGACGUCGACUCGUCGAAUUUGAGAUCCCUUUCCCUGCCCCAGCUGCAAACUGCGUCCAGCUUUAAUGUCGACAAUUUCGAAUCCUUGAGUUUCUCUUCGCCCAAAAUAUACCAGGCAGAUUACAUCUGGAUCACAGGCCAGUUAGCAAGCCUUGACCUCCCGAAACUUGAUACAGUGACCAAGAUUCUCGAGAUAUGUAGCGACUCGGACUGUACAGCGCCCUCGGGGACAGCCUUCGAUGUGAAUCUUCCGGCCUUGCGAAACGCCAGUCAAGUGAAAAUCGCAGGAAAUCUCUCCAGUUUAUCAUUACCCGUCCUUGCCACUACCGGAAGCGAUGCACACUAUGCUGGUGUCUUCAUUUCCAACCACGGCAAUCCCCUGAACAUGAGCUUCCCUGAGCUGAGCUCCGUCACAGAAAGCCUCAAGUUCAAGGGAGCUAUGAGCAGCAUCAACCUACCGUCAUUGCACAACACAACAGCGGAUAUCACCAUCGACAGCUCCACCCCCCUCGAUGUGGACCUAUCCUCCCUCAUCGAGGCGAGUAAAAUCCUCCUCGAGGGAAAAAUCUCCUCAGCGAACUUUUCCUCCCUCGAAAUCUUCCAACAGGUGGAAAUCGAAUCCCAAGUCCACAUUAACUGCGGCACCUCACUUCCCCAAAACAUCACCGUUGGGGAAGUGGCCAGUUGCUCGUCGACUGCAAAGUCCAAGGGCUCGAACAUCUCCAGUCGCUCGGUUAAUAUUGGAGUAGGGGUGGGCGUAGGGGUCGGGGGUGCCAUCGGACUCCUCAUCAUCGUUAUCUGGAUGUAUAGGAGAAGUCUGAAGCGGAAGAAGAGGGCCAGUCAGGCUGUAGCUACCCUGGAUGUGUAUGGGUUGCAGGAGGGUGUGGGGGUGGAUAGGGUUGAGACGGCACCGCCGCCCUAUUCACGAUAUUGAUCAAUAUGAUAUUAACCCCGGCGAGUCUAGAGCUAUAGAUAUACACAAUGACGACUCCAGGGGUUGGACUCUAC